Pollicipes pollicipes is the source of this 1100-nucleotide messenger RNA. RefSeq lists its product as uncharacterized. The coding region runs from base 72 to 1100 and encodes 342 amino acids. The record is from RefSeq and is a predicted model, not a curated record. The transcript is spliced from 3 exons. NCBI's taxonomy places the organism in Eukaryota, Metazoa, Arthropoda, Thecostraca, Pollicipedomorpha, Pollicipedidae.
ACGUGCCCGAGGCUGCGGACGGCGAGGCCCUGGUGCUGGAGGACGGCGAGGGAGGGGAGGUGGUGCUGCAGAUGCCGGGCGGAGAUGUCGAGGAGGAGGGGGAAGUGGUGCUCCAGGUACCAGAUGAGGAGGGUGGGAAGGGGAGCGGAGUGGUGCUUCAGAUGCCGCACGGCGAAGGUGCAGAGCAGGGCGAAGUGGUGCUGCAGAUGCCGGCCGGGAAGGCCGGCCGAGGCCUGGUGCUGCAAGAACACCAGGAUGCGCACGAGCUGGUGCUGCAGGAGAGCGACGGCGGUCAGUUGGUGCUGCAAGGCCCUACAGCAGAUCACCAGCUGGUGCUGGAGGUGCCCGAGGGCAGCGCCGGCCAAGAGCUAGUGCUGCAGGAGGAGGAUGGGCACCAGGUGGUGCUGCGCGUGCCGGAAGGGGCCGCCGGUCCCGAUGGUGUCAUUCGACUGCUGCAGGUCACCAACGAGGACGGCAGCAUAUCGUACAUUUCGACAGAGCACGCUGAUGACGGCUAUGCGGUGGAAGAGGCAACUGCAGAACAGAGUCACGCCUACUCGGAGCACACCCCGGCUCAGGGCCGUCAUGCGUUCCCUACGGAUCAGACCCAGGCAGAAGACGACCGUGUGCUCUCAGCACAAGAGUCUCCUCCAGAGCAGGGGCAUGCGUACGCAGUGGAAGCGACGCCUGCCCACGGCGCCUAUCCGGCCGAGGGUUCCACACGUGACGGGCAGCCCCUCCCGCUGACCGAGGAGGUGCACGGAGAGGACCACGGGUACCAGACGGGACAAGCUCCUGUCGAGGACGCGUCGCAGCCUGGGGGCGGUCAGCCUGGUCUCUUCUCCGGACCGGGAGCGGCGCCCGCAGAGGAGGAUCCGACCCCUGCUACGGAGGGGAAUCCUGCAGAGCAGCGCUCGGCGACCGUCGAGGUGGCGCCCGCGGAAGAGGUCGGGGCGUUCUCCGUGGAGGAGGCCAUGGAGCGGUUGAUGGCCGGGCAAGAGGAGUCGGAUUGGCAGGCGUCACAGCGGCAUGCCGCCACACGUACGACGGCGGCCACGGGGAGACAGGUGAGACGCCUGCUAGAGGCAUACUGGCGCUGA